Molecule: messenger RNA, 925 nt
Organism: Prunus persica (peach)
Lineage: Eukaryota; Viridiplantae; Streptophyta; Magnoliopsida; Rosales; Rosaceae
Exons: 2
Coding region: 125-469 (114 amino acids)
Source: RefSeq, a predicted model, not a curated record
CGUGCGGUCGGUCCACUACCAGUUGCGUCUACUUUAUGUAUUAAAAAUAAAUAUGUGAAAUUUUCUUGGGUAACUACUUUUCCUGUUGGAAUGAUAAUGGUCAAUAAGUCGUCAAGGAGAGGUAAUGGUAUUUCGGUUCUCGUUGCAGUUGACAGGUAUUUUGAGACCCCAACCUGAGAUAGAAAUCAAGGAAGCUCCAAAAAAUUUCCAUGGUUCCCUCAAGGUAGUGGAAGUGAAAAACUAUCGUGGUCGCCCCGGUGAUUUGAAGCUUGUGAUGUACUUAAUAGACAACGCUGUUGGACUGGAAAAAAUUGUCAACCAUCCUCUCGGACAAAUUAAUGGCGAAGAAGAAAUGGAAGAGGUCUUUUUCAUGUAUCGUGCUAGGGAAGAGAUGGCACGAAAAUUGCCUAAACAUAUAGAAUUGGAUGGCCGUAAUAACUUUCGGUUUGAUCGUCCGGUGUAUGUGUAACUGAUUUCCCUUGGUUGUUCGGUUGCUGCGUCCGCCAAUUGAAACUUUACAGAGGGAGGGAGGGUGGGUUACUUGAAUAAAGUGUAGUGCAGGCAGACUGUUUAAAUUGAAAGUUUCCUUAAUGCUUUUUCGGUCAAUUUGUUUCCUUAUGUUGGUUGCUGUUGUUUGGCAAGUUUCCUGACUGAAGUGAGAGACUGCGUUCGUUAUGGGAACUUGCUUUGUCUCCAAGGCUGAUUACAAAGUUGGCUUGCAUUUUAACAUUCCUUAUUAGGUCUAGAGCUGUUCCAAAGGUGAAAAGUGAGUUAACUCACAAUUUUUCUUUUUGAUCAAGUUCUGAGUGCUUAAUUUGUGCUCCUUUGCUGGUUGUUUUUGACAGCCAAGUUAUUGAGGAAAUUGGGUUCCGUGUGCCAAAAACAUGGCCAUAUAAUUGAGACUUUGCUUUUCACAUGCCCUAAA